Xenopus laevis (African clawed frog) is the source of this 2754-nucleotide messenger RNA. Its product is annotated as vomeronasal type-2 receptor 26. Bases 1 to 2754 code for a protein of 917 amino acids. The transcript has 7 exons. The record is from RefSeq and is a predicted model, not a curated record. NCBI's taxonomy places the organism in Eukaryota, Metazoa, Chordata, Amphibia, Anura, Pipidae.
AUGGCAGAUUCCAGGAAUGAAUCUAAAAGAUUUAAAUCUAUGUUUCCUGUGGAUUCUAAGGAAAUACAGCAAUGGGAAGAACCUCCGAAAGUGGAUGUUCCGAUAGGCAGAUUAUCCAAGCAUACUACUAUUCCAGUGGAAGAAUCAUCUAUCAAAGACCUCUGGAUCGUAGAGCUGAAUGUGCCCCGAGAAGAUCUUAUUUUGCAGGGAUCUCUGGGUCAGUCCUUCAGUCCUGCCUGUCACCUGGAGAUUGUGAAAACAUUUGAGGAAUAUGAAUACAUACAAGAAGGAGACAUCAUGAUCGGAGGGGUGAUGACUGCACAUUUAAGUUUGGUGACUGAUAAUUUUCCUUGGAACAAAAAAGGGAGACUUAAGUGUAUUGAUCCCAGCCAACAGAAUUUUAGGCACUUUUUGGAUUUUAAAUUUGCUGUUGAGCAAAGUAACAAGGAUCCAGCACUUUUACCCAAUCUAACCCUGGGGUACCAUAUAUAUGAUUCCUGUGGGGAUGCACGGAAGGCGGUGAGGAGCGUACUACAGAUAUUAUCUGGUAUCAGGGAACCAGUUCCCAAUUACUCCUGUGUGAGAAAGAGAAACAUUGCUGGUUUCAUUGGAGAUCUUGGAACAGACACAACUAUACCCAUAGCCCAUACUCUGCAUAUUUAUGGCUUUUCCCAGAUCAGUUAUGGAGAUACAGAUCAUUUACUGGCUGAUAGAGGCACCUUCCCAUAUUUGUUUCAGACGGUACAGAAUGAAGAAAGCAGUUAUAUUGGUUUAGGCAAACUUCUGAGACAUUUUGGCUGGACCUGGGUUGGAAUAAUUACAUCUGAUGACAUCAGAGGAGAAAAAGAACAUCAACAUCUGAUCAAAUAUCUCUACAGGGAGGGCAUCUGUACAGACUUCACGAUAAAGAUAAACAUUGAGAAGCAUACUAAAACGGACAUAAAUAACAAUAUAGAUAUUAUUCAGAAAUCAUCUACCAGCAUUAUGUUACUUUGUGGAACUGUUGCCUACUUUGUUAUUGCAAGACUUAUACUUAUUAAAGAUGCAACACAAGAAAAAACAUUGAUCCUGUUCUCUAACUGGGGAACCAAUGAUGUGGCUGUCAGGUUCGACCUAAAAAUAUUUAAUUGCAGUUUGCUGUUUGUGCCAAGUCUCCAUUAUAAUCUUAAUACUGCAGAACUGGAGAGAUUUCUUGAUGACCUACAUCCUUCGAAAUACCCAGAAGACAGAUUACUUGAAAAUAUUUGGAUGAUUUUCCAUUUCUGUUUGUCAAAAAACCCAAUUAAGAAUCUUUUGUAUCAAUAUAUUUACUGGGAGGUUCUCCAUAACUGCACAGGACAGGAGCGGAUUACAGACCUGACCCAUUUUACAGCUGAUUCUAGUUAUUCCCAAGUUUAUCUGGCAGUUGAAAUGAUGUCUCACGCAAUUCAUGAUAUGAAUGUGCAGUUUAGUGGAAAUAUUGUGAAGAUCAUAGAAAUGUAUCAUUAUGAGCACCAGCUGCAACGUUACAUGAAAUCAAGACGAUAUAAAUCCUCCGACAAUCCAGACUUCUCCUUUAAUGAAAAUGUUGAUAUGUAUAUAAUAACAAGAUUCUGGAUCUAUAGCUUGAUUAUAACGGCUGAUAGUAAGGUGAUCAGAAAGCUCCUUGGUGAGAUCUUCCCGUGGGCUCCAUCAGAUCAACAGUUAAACUUCAACCUAACUUCCGUUACAUGGAAUGGAAAAAAAAUCCCAAAAGCUCAAUGUUCAGACAAUUGUCUCAGAGGAUUCAGGAAGGCGCCAAAGCCCAGAGCUCAGUCUUGCUGUUAUGAUUGUGUCCCAUGUUCAGAGGGAGAGAUCUCCAAUGAAACUGACAGUAUAAGCUGUUUCAAAUGCCCAGCCAUGGAAUGGCCAAAUGAGAGGAAAAAUCAAUGUAUUGCAAGAAAAGAAGAUUUUCUAUCAUACACCAAUAAUGUGAUUUCUAUAUUUGUUUCAUCUAUUGCUGUUUUCUUUUUCCAUAUUACCCUGUUGAUAUUUGGCAUCUUCAUUUCCUACCGUAACACCCCCAUAGUGAGAGCCAACAACAGGAGCCUGAGCUUCCUCCUCCUUGUCUCCAUCAAGCUGAGCUUCCUCAGUGUGUUUCUGUUCCUCGGUCGCCCUGUGGAUAUAACCUGCAUGCUGCGUAACAUCACUUUUGGAAUCACCUUCUCCAUAGCUGUCUCUUCUCUCAUGGCCAAGACUAUCAUGGUUUGUGUUGCUUUCAAAGCCACCAAGCCAGGGAGCUCAUGGAGAAAAUGGGUGGGAGUCAAACUGUCCAAUUCUGUAGUCUUGUUCUGCUCAUCCAUUCAAAUAAUAAUCUGCAUGACUUGGUUGUCCAUUUCUCCUCCCUUUCAGGAACUGGACCUUCACACUUACCCUGGAACCAUCAUCAUUCAGUGCAAUGAGGGCUCAGCUAUUGGCUUUUACUCAGUUAUUGGGUAUAUGGGGCUUCUGGCAGCUGUUAGUUUUGUUUUAGCAUUUGUAGCUCGGACAUUACCGGACAGUUUUAAUGAGGCCAAGUACAUCACUUUCAGCAUGUUGCUCUUCUGCAGUGUUUGGAUCACAAUGAUCCCGGCCUAUCUGAGCACUAAAGGCAAAAACACUGUGUGUGUGGAGAUAUUUGCCAUACUCACCUCAAGUGCUGGACUUUUAUUCUGUAUCUUUCUGCCAAAAUGUUAUAUUAUUUUAUUUAGACCUGAAAUUAAUACAAAAUCCCACUUAUUAGGAAAUAAAAAGUAA